Messenger RNA from Bursaphelenchus okinawaensis, 1995 nucleotides. NCBI's taxonomy places the organism in Eukaryota, Metazoa, Nematoda, Chromadorea, Rhabditida, Aphelenchoididae. The record is from the annotation of a GenBank genome assembly.
AUGCGCUACGGCAAAAUCUACUACUACGACCGGUUGGGAAACAAGGUAGACGAUCACGAGCCGGUUAUCAAGAGUAAGUGUCAUAUAAGUCUGAACUGAACAGUAUAUUAGUGUCGUUAUGUUACUACUGACGUCAUUGAUAACUUUGGCACAAAAUCUAUAGUUCAUAUGUGUAGCUAUAAUACUGUAACUUAAUUCUAGACGAAAUCCGCCAUUUCUCAGUGAACUCCCCCAAGAUCUCCAAGGUCCUAGCUGGCAUACCUUUCGACGAGAACAAGGUAUUCCCAGAUUUAGACAAAGCAGAAUCCAUGGACGGUCUGAAUAUGCAAGAACUCAUAUCUUUCGACCGACCCGCCUUACCCGUCGACCUUGAUGACAUAGCCUUCCCCCAAACUGACAACGAUCAUGGUGGAUAUCCAGCUGACCCAAAGCCUGUAUUCUCACCAUUAAACGAUCUCAAAAGCCCCGAUGACGAUAGAAAACAAUUUGCCAAGGAGUUAGAUCACUUGAGUGAGAACUUGAGCAAACUUAAAAGUGCAAAUGAACUGGCAGAACAAUUCAAGACUAGCCAGCUCGAGAAGGAGUUUGGAGCUGAUGACCUAUGUGAUGACUGCAUACGAUCACUGACACGACACGGCCAACGACCACACAGACAUGGUGCAGAUUCUGCUCUGAUGGGUGAUAAUGUAAGUUCGACCCAAAAUAAUCUUAACUUAAAGAUUGUCGAAGAAAAAACUACAAAACUAAUGGAAUUUCUAGGAACAAGAGUGGCAACGAAAGCUCAGAAACCAUGUAGACAAAGUGAACGACCAACUGUUUCAUGACCAACGUAGAAGAGAGUUACUACCGGUAAGUUGUGUGACAAACAAACAUUGUGAUCUAACCGAAUAUAAUGUAAGAUUUCCGCUGGUAACGCUAUUCUGUAACUAGUUAUACAAUAAUAUAAGUCAUUACAACAUCCAGAUGAACGUAUUACCACCAUUUGCAUAUCGACCAGACGAAGACCAGGAAGUAAUUCGAAAACAAAAAGAAAAGUACAGAAUAGAACUAGAGCAAGACAUUGAAAAGAAAGAACGAGCUAAAGUCGACGAUUUCGAGAAAGGACAACGUUACAGUAACGUCCUUAACACGGCCGAUGCCCAAGCUUACUACGACGACAAACGAAACCUAAAGCAAGUUCAAGAAGCCAACGAAAGGUACGACCAAGAAUUCAAUCGACGUCAGGUAAGUUUACACAUUUGAAGUUAAUUGUAAAACGAAGUGUACCAACCUGAGUAAAAUUACAUACAGGCCGAACUAAGAGCCAAAAGAGAGAGAUACGAUGAAGAACAAGGAGAAUGGUGGGAAGACAGAGCAAAACAAGGUGAAAUGAAGCUAGAAAGAGAUAAACAACAUUAUAUGGAUCAGCUACGGCGCAAUGAAUUCUUACAGUAAGCUAUAUUACCGUUAACGUCAUUAAGAGGUUCCUUACCAAUACGCUUAACUAGUCCAAGAUAAACCGCUAUUUAACUUUAGUUUAUAAGGGUUUUAAGCUUCUAUUACCCGAAAAUUAAUCCCAGAUUUCAGACAGAACAUCCAGAACCUUCAAGACUUCGAAGACCGUUUCAAAGACCAAAAAGAAGCCCAACGUGCUCAGCGCUACCCUCAUCAGGCCGAUGUGCGGGCCAAAGUAAGCCCCAUUACAUUAGCCUUUACUGCCCAUUUAGGUGAAGAGAUAGUCGGAACUCAUUUCAGGUCGAGAUUCAGUCGGAAUUAACACGACCAGAAGCUGCCCGGAGAGCUCGAGUCAAUCUCGAGUCCGUCUGGGACCAAUGGGCCGAAGCUCAUCAACGGAACGAUCGACGGAAGCGCGUCCUACAAGAGCACGGCCGAAAAUCGGCGGUUGACAACCGGGUGAUAUUUGACACCGCCGGCCCUUCACAUUCACAUCAUCAUCACACGCCACACGUCAAGUGUUGCAGGAGAUGUCAUCGGCCCAUGCAAAUUAUCAACUGA